Molecule: messenger RNA, 3541 nt
Organism: Lathyrus oleraceus (garden pea)
Lineage: Eukaryota; Viridiplantae; Streptophyta; Magnoliopsida; Fabales; Fabaceae
Product: disease resistance protein RUN1
Exons: 5
Coding region: 154-3366 (1070 amino acids)
Biological process (GO): signal transduction; defense response
Molecular function (GO): ADP binding; protein binding
Source: RefSeq, a predicted model, not a curated record
GUUUUAUACAAUGAUUAUGAUUAUUAUAUAUUCCAAUAUAUCUUCAUCUUCUAAAAUAUAGCUUAUUCAAUAAUACUUGUGAGAAGGUUUUUCCUUGAUCAUCACUCAAAAAAUUGGAGUGAUGCAGGAAGUUUUCUGUAAAAUGUAAGUCAGAUGGAUAUGGCGAGCAGCAGCAAUUCCUCCUCUUCGCCUCUGGUAACACUGCCAUUGAAGAAGAAUUUUGAUGUGUUUGUGAGUUUCAGUGGUCAAGAUACUCGCUUAAAUUUCACAGAUCAUCUUUUUACUGCCUUUGAAAGUAAAGGGAUUGUUGCAUUCAGGGAUGACAAAAAUCUUCAAGAGGGAGAAUCCAUAGGACCCGAACUCCUUCGUUCAAUCGAAAACUCUCUGAUUUUCGUUGUGGUCUUCUCUAUAAACUAUGCUUCUUCAACUUGGUGCUUGCGAGAAUUAGAGAAGAUCCUUCAAUUAAGUCAAUUAUUUGGUAAACGAAUUUUGCCCAUUUUCUAUGAUGUUGAUCCUUCUGAUGUUAGACAUCAAAAAGGAAGCUAUGCGGAAGCCUUUUCCAAACAUGAACAAAGAUUUAAACAUGACUCUCAGAUGGUGCAAAGAUGGAGGGAAGCUUUAACACAGGUUGCCAAUCUCUCCGGUUGGGAUGUUCGUCAAAAGCCACAGUCCGCAGAGAUUAAAAAGAUUGUUCUAAAGAUAAUUAACAUAUUGGAUUGCAAAUCUUCAUGUGUUUCAAAAGAUAUAGUUGGUAUGGAUUCUCCUAUGCAAGAACUAGAAAAGCUUUUACUUUUGGACUCGGUUGAUGAUGUGCGUGUGGUAGGAAUUUGCGGGAUGGGAGGAAUAGGGAAGACAACUCUUGCUACUGUUUUAUAUGAUCGAGUCUCUCGACAAUUUGGUGCAUCUUGUUUUGUUGAUGAUGUAAGCAAAGUUUAUAGACUACAUGAUGGUCCACUCGGUGUACAAAAGCAAAUUCUAGAUCAAACUCUCAGCCAAGAGAAUCAUCAGAUACACAAUCAUUACAACGUGACUAAUCUCAUACGGCGCAGGCUAUGCCGUCAAAAGGCCCUUAUGGUUCUGGAUAAUGUUGGUCAAGUAGAACAACUAGAAAAAAUAGCUGUGCAUCGUGAAUGGUUAGGUGCCGGUAGUAGAAUCAUUAUCAUUUCUAGAGAUGAGCAUAUAUUGAAACAGUAUGGGGUGGAUGCAGUUUACCAAGUUCCUCUCUUGAAUCGGACUAACUCUCUUCAAUUAUUGUGUCGAAAAGCUUUCAAACUAGAUCACAUUUUGAGUAGUUAUGAAGGGUUGGUUAAUGACAUACUAUAUUAUGUCGAUGGCCUACCACUAGCAAUUAAAGUAUCGGGUUCAUUUUUGUUUGGCCGAGAUAUAUCUGAAUGGAAAAGUGCAUUGGCUAGUUUGAGAGAAAAUCCAGACAAAGAUGUCAUGGAUGUCUUGCGAUUAAGUUUUGAUGACCUAAGGGAGACAGAAAAAGAAAUAUUUCUUCAUAUUGCUUGUUUUUUCAACACAUAUACAGAGAAAUAUGUUAAAAAUGUUUUAAAUUGUUGUGAAUUUCAUGCUGAUAUUGGACUAAGGGUUCUCAUUGAUAAAUCACUUGUAAGCAUUGAAGAUGAAACGAUUCUAAUGCAUAAUUUGUUGGAAGAUCUAGGAAGAAAUAUUGUUGCAGAAUACACAAGCAAAGAGCCCAAAAAGUGGAGAAGGCUGUGGUUUGAAAAACAAUUCUAUGAUGUUAUGUUGGAAAAUAUGGAAAAGAAUGUUGAAGCCAUAGUUUUGAAUUAUGAAGAUGUGGAUGCAGUGAUAUUCGAAGACUUUUCAAAUCUUAGAUUGCUCAUCAUUGAUCAUGUAAAUGUAUCGGGAAGCUUCAAUUGUCUUUCUAACGAAUUGAGAUAUAUUGAGUGGAGUGGAUAUCCUUUCAUGUAUUUGCCAUCAUGUUUUCAGCCCAAUCAACUUGUUGAGUUGAUAUUGAAGUGUAGCAGCAUCAAACAACUCUGGGAAGGCAAGAAGAAUCUGCCCAAAUUGAGAAUUUUGGAUCUGAGGUACUCCGAGAAUCUAAUAAAGAUACCAGAUUUUGGAGAGUUCCCAAAUCUCGAGCGGCUAAAUCUAAAAGGAUGUAUACAACUUGUGCAGUUGGAUCCAUCUAUUGGGCUUCUAAAAAAGAUUGUUUACUUGAAUUUAAGAUAUUGCCGAAGUUUAGUAAGCAUACCCAACAACAUAUUUGGUCUCAGGUCUCUUAUAGUUCUAAAAAUGCAUGGGUGUUCUGGGUGUUGGUUCAAAGAGUUUAACAACACAAGGCAUUUGGAUAUAAGUGAAAGUGCUUCACAUUCCCAAUCAAUGUCCUCCAUCUGCAAAUGGACCCCAAAGCCUUACCAUUCCUUGCUUCCCACUCCCACAACAAACACUGUUAUGUUUCCUUCCUUGCUUAGCAUAUAUUGUUUACGUGAAGUUGAUAUUAGCUGUUGUGGUUUAAGCCAACUCCCUGAGGCUAUUGGAUGUUUACGUUGGUUAGAAAUGUUAAAUCUUGGGGGGAACAAUUUUGUGACACUGCCUAGCCUUAGGGAGCUUUCCAAACUUGUACAUUUGAACUUGGAGGACUGCAAGCGGUUGGAAUCUUUGCCCGAGCUUCCUUUCCCUUCUACUAUCGAGCAGGAUCUUCGAAAGAACAGAUAUUGGAAGAGAGCAGGAUUGUUCAUUUUCAACUGUCCUAAAAUAAGUGAUAAGGAAAGAUGCAGUAGAAUGACAUUCUCAUGGAUGACACAAUUCAUUCAAAUGAACAAUGAACACCCUGCCUUCUUUUACAUUGGUAUUGUCAAUCCAGGAAGUGAAAUACCAAGUUUGUUCAACAAUCAGAGCGUUGGUAGUUCAAUUCCCGUAUCUCCUGUUACGCGGUACAAGGGCCAUAAUAUCGUUGGCUUUUUAUGUUGUGCUGUAUUUUCUUUAGCGCAUUGUUAUCCAACAACGACAAGAUCUUGGGCCAUGUUGGAACUGUAUGCAUUAAACAACGUUGUCUUUCUUCCGGUAAAUUUAGAUGGAAAUCUUAUUACUGUCACAUCAAAUCACAUCUGGCUAAUCUAUUUCCCUUGGAAGUCAUCUUAUGAUGAUUUGUAUGCUCCUUUCCAUGUUAAAACUAAAUGCGUUGGAGGCUUGGAUGUGGAGGUGAAGAAAUGCGGGUAUCGUUGGGUAUAUAAACAAGAUCUACAAGAGCUCAACUCAAAAAUGAUGCAUAAGCACAAGUUUUUAGAAUUUGAAGAUGACAACCACAACUACACUCAUUUGAAAUAUAGAAGAAACAACACAUGGACAAGAAGGUCAGGGAGAACCUCAAGCAAAUGGAUAACCAAGAAGAAACAUUGACUUGAUUUUCAUCUCCCUUGUCACAAGAAGACCCGCAAGUGGGAAAAUGGGGGUCUGAAGCUAAUAGAAGCUUGUUAGAUUAAGGUGUAAUGUUCACAUAAGGAUAAUACGAUUUUCGUAGGUACUUUUGUCCAAUAAUGUUUUCACUGUAUUUGUAUUUGGAUCCAUAUUUUUG